AACUGUGUAACUAAACGACUGAACUCUGAAGGCAUAAGAGAAAUUUAUAUUGGUAGAAUAGCGGGAAAAAAGUGAAAAACUGUGGCUAAUUUACGUUUUAUUAUUGUGUCAUGGUGAAAAGAUUAAUAUGUCUAUGCAAAUACAAGAAUGGAAUUAUGAGAAUUGUAAAUUUUGAGUUGAGAGAAUCGAGUUGUCGUUAGUUGAGGUUGAGACCUAAUAUUCGUGUAACUUUAAUAGGGAUAUUUGAAGAAAAGUAGGAAUCUUGUGGUUUAGUGAUAGGUAUAAAAAUCGAAUAAAAUGGGGAAUGUACUAGCUGCCUCUGUACCUCCUCCACCUUCGCCGCCACCUCCAACUUCAGGAUUACUUCCGAAUUUAGAAAAACCAGAUUUAUCUACGGGAUUGCACCCGUCUACCAAAUCCUCGGAUAGCUUAUCAAAUCCAGGCACGAUCGAGGAUCUUCAUAAAAAGUGUAAAGAUGUAUUCCCUGUUAAUUUUGAAGGUGCAAAACUAAUGUUCAAUAAAGGCCUUAGCAAUCACUUUCAAAUUUCCCAUACAAUAAAUAUGAGUUCAGUCGCACCGUCUGGAUACAGAUUUGGAGCAACUUAUGUUGGUACACAGGAGCCGGUACCUUCAGAAGCUUACCCAGUUUUACUAGGUGACAUUGAUCCAAGUGGAAAUCUUAAUGCCAAUAUAAUUCAUCAAUUUGGUCAGAGGAUAAGAGGGAAAUUAGCUACUCAAGUACAAAAAAGUAAAUUCACCGCUGUGCAAAUGACAACGGAUUAUCGCGGCGAUGCUUACACGUUGUCUUUCACGGUGGGCAAUCCAGAUGUAUUAAAUGGUUCUGGCGUUUUCGUGAUGCAUUAUCUACAGAGUAUAACACCUUCCAUCGCGUUGGGCGGAGAAUUAGCUUAUCAAAGAGGCCCUGCCAUACCAGGAGGUCAGGUUGCUGUUCUAUCAGCGGCCGGAAGGUAUACAUGCGAUGAUUCCACAAUCAGUGCUAGUCUAGGUUUUUCUGGUUGUCACCUUUGUUUCCAUCAAAGAGCUAGUCCGCAGUUGCAGGUUGGAGUGGAGUUGGAAAUAAAUUCUAGAAUACAGGAAUCCACCGGCACUAUCGCCUAUCAAGUCGAUUUACCAAAGGCCGAUUUAAUAUUUAGAGGGAGCGUAGAUACAAAUUGGUCAGUGGGUGCUGUAUUGGAGAAGAAAUUGCAGCCAUUGCCAUUCUCAUUUGCGUUAAGUGGAAUGAUGAAUCAUAGUAAACAACAAUUUCGGCUCGGCUGCGGUUUGAUAAUCGGUUAAGGCUAGGCAUUUAGUUGAAUAUCGGUCGAGUACAUAAUCUAGCCAAGCGAUGAGAAGGAGAGAAACGCAGGAGUGACUUGACCACUGCGUACCAUAAUUAAGGGAACGUUGUAAUUACUAUCGAUGAAACCCAAUUGAUUAUCUUCUUCUCGUUGAUUACCUCGUCUGUUCGCUAUUGUGUUUAUACGACCAUUUUGUUUGUUUAUUUUUUAUUAAAGAUACACCGUACCAACAGGG
This is a messenger RNA of Osmia bicornis bicornis, 1533 nucleotides long. RefSeq names its product mitochondrial import receptor subunit TOM40 homolog 1 (gene Tom40). Lineage: Eukaryota; Metazoa; Arthropoda; Insecta; Hymenoptera; Megachilidae. The transcript has 7 exons. Gene Ontology annotation, cellular component: mitochondrial outer membrane; mitochondrial outer membrane translocase complex. Gene Ontology annotation, molecular function: transmembrane protein transporter activity. The coding region runs from base 298 to 1296 and encodes 332 amino acids. Gene Ontology annotation, biological process: protein import into mitochondrial matrix. The record is from RefSeq and is a predicted model, not a curated record.